This is a messenger RNA of Miscanthus lutarioriparius, 3813 nucleotides long. The record is from the annotation of a GenBank genome assembly. NCBI's taxonomy places the organism in Eukaryota, Viridiplantae, Streptophyta, Magnoliopsida, Poales, Poaceae.
AUGGCCGGAAAAAAGCGGACCCAGACUGACCUCGCGGUUCCGGAGGCUGUGCCUGCCUCGGACAAUACCCGGAUUGAGGCCGCAGCCGCGGAGGCGCCGGCGAAGAAGAAGAAACUGGCCAUGGAGCGGAAGAAGGAGAGGAAGGAGCUGGACAAGGAGCGCCACCGCCAGUCAGCCGAAUCCGCCAAGCCCCAGCCGCCGGCAGCGGAGGCUGCGGCUCCAGUGAAUCCCUCGCCCGCUCCAGCGGCGGUGGGGCCGGGGCUGCACAUGAACGUGUUCAGGGACCUGGCAUCACCGGAGGCAUCGGUGAGAGAGGCUGCAGCCGAGGCGCUGGUGGUGGAGCUCCGGCAAGUGCAGAAGGCGUACGAGAAGAGCGCGCGGAAGGGGGAGAGUGAAGGUGGCGAUGGGGACAGCGCCUCGCAGAUGGAGGCUGAGAAGGACGACGGACUGGAUAACUGCGCCCCAUCUGUGCGGUACGCCAUUCGGCGGCUUAUUCGCGGUAUCUCUUCUUCUAGAGAGUAUGCAAGGCAAGGAUUUGCAUUGGGCCUUGCUGCUGUGCUCGAAUCGAUUCGGGCAAUCAAGGUUGAAUCAAUUAUGAAGUUGAUCCCAAAUUUAUUGGAAUAUUCAUCUUCUAUGAAGGGACCGGAAGCUAAGGACAAUCUUUUGGGGCGCCUGUUUGGAUUUGGAGCAAUUGUGAGGUCUGGUCGUGUUUCGCGACAGUGGACACGUGACAAAAGCUCACCCAUUGUUAAGGAAUUUGUGAGUGUGGUUGUAGAACUUGGUGGCAAGAAACGAUAUUUGACGGAGCCUGCAGUUGCCGUGAUUCUGGAUUUAGUCAGGAAGCUGCCUGAUGAAGCCAUACUAUCCGAGGUUCUUGAAGCUCCUGGUGUUCAAGAUUGGUUCAACAAAGCUGCUGAUGUUGGAGAUCCAGAUGCACUCUUUCUAGCUUUGAAGUUGCAAGAGAGAACUAUUGUCCAGAAGGAGAUAUUUGGGAAGCUCCUGCCUCAUCCAUUCAGCUCUGACAAUUUUUUUGCAGAACAACAUCUUAAAUCCAUUGCUGCUUGUUUCAAGGAAUCUGCCUUUUGUCUUCCUCGUAUUCAUAGUUUAUGGCUUGUCAUUACGGAGAUGCUUGUUCGAGAAGCAGCAUCUCAGCAUGAUAUUAACACCAGUUCUGGCAAGAAGCACAAAAAGAAUAAGAAAGCCAGCUCCUGCGAGGAUAACAAAAGGAAUCUUAGUAAUUUCUGUGAGGUUUUAAUUGAAGGAUCUUUGCUGCUCUCAUCUCAUGACAGGAAGCAUUUAGCAUUUAGUAUACUUCUUAGCCUCCUCCCAAAAUUGUCUCCUUCAGCUAUCCAAGUAGUUCUGUCCAGCAAAGUUGUUCAUGGUUUGAUGGAUAUUUUGUCAAAUGAAUCUUCAUGGUUGUAUAAUGCCGGAAAACAUUUUCUGAAAGAGUUAGUGAGUGUAGCAAGUCAUGACAAUGAUCGGUGUGCUGCUGUCAUUAUCAACUUACAGAAAUACAGUGGUGGAAGAUUUGACUCCAUGACAAAAACAAAAAUUGUUAAAGAGCUGGCUGGCAAAUUCCAUAGUGUUGAAGAUUGUUUGUAUCUUGUGCAAAAUUUGAUGGCCCUAUUCGUGGAUGAAGAAUCUGUUACAGAUGAACCAUCUGAUCAAAGUCAGACAACCGAUGAGAAUUCAGAAAUUGGCCCAACUGAAGAGCAGGAACUUCUUGGGCAAGGGAAUACUGAUCUUCUGAAGAGCUGGGUGGUGAAUACAAUUUCUUGUGUUCUAAAAAGUUUAAAGCUUACAUCUAAAGGGAAUUCAGAUUCUGAAAUGGCUAAAUGCAUUGAAGAAAAGUUUCAAGUUCAGACAGAAAUAUUAAAAUUCCUUGCAGUUCAAGGUCUGUUCUCAGCAUCUUUAGGAACUGAGGUUACAUCAUUUGAGUUGCAAGAGAAGUUCAAAUGGCCAAAGAAUCCCAUAUCCACAUCGCUACGUAAGGAAUGCAUAGAACAACUUCAAUUCUUGCUGGAAGAUGCACAAAAGGAUGAAGCUUUACAUGUUCCUAGUGAGGUCAAAUCCAAUGACUUAGGCUACUACUUUAUGCGUUUCAUUAACACCGUAUGCAACAUCCCCUCAGUCUCCCUCUUCAGGACUUUGAGUGGCAACGAUGAUAACGCAUUCAAGAAAUUGAUGGCUGUAGAAUCAAUGCUUUUCCAUGAGGAGAGAAAAACUGGUCCUGGAUUGGAGUCUGCUAAGAUGAAUGCAAUGCGUUAUCUCCUUAUCCAGUUACUGCUACAAGUUCUUCUCCAUCCAGAUGAGUAUUGGGAGGCCGCAGUUGAUGUGACUAUAUGUUGCAAGAAAUCCUUUCCUGUCAUUGCUCAAGGUGAUAAUUCCAGUGCACAAGAAUCCGCUGAACACGGUUCACAGGAGUCUGAUGAGGAUGGGUCUGAGGAAUCUGACGAGGAUGGUUCAGAGGAUCCCAAUGAGGAAGUGUCACUAGAGUUUAUGGAUGUUCUUGUCCAGACUUUCCUCUCUGUUUUGCCUCAUGCAUCUGGACCUGUGUGUUUCACAAUUGAACAGGUUUUUCGUGUGUUCUGUGAUGAUAUUACAGAAACUGGUCUCCUUGAUAUGUUGAGGGUCGUGAAGAUAGAUUUGAAAGGCCAUCGUCAAACAGAUAGUGAUGACGAAGAUGAUGGUCGUGUUGAUAUUGAAGAUGAUGAUGAAACUGUAAUGGAAGAUGAAGAGGUUGGGGAAAUUGAUGAUGUUACAGAUGGUGAAGAUGAUUCUAGUGAUGAAGGUGAUGUGGAUCAAGAUGAUUUCAACAAAGCAAUCCUGAAUGAGAUAAAAGGUGGAGAUAAAGCAGAAGCUACUAAAGAUGGGGAUGAUUCAGAUGAUUCAGAUGGCAUGGAUGAUGAUGCUAUGUUCCGUAUUGAUCCUUACAUUGCAAGGAUAUUCAAGGAGCGCAAUCUUUCUGGUAGUGAGACUAAGCAAUCUCAACUUAUGCGAUUCAAGCUUCGUGUGCUUACGUUACUUGAUAUAUAUCUUCAGAGGAAUCCAGGGAAAGUUCUGGUGCUGGAGGUGUAUUCUUUCUUAAUGCAAGCUUUUGUAAAAUCACAUGGUGCUGAUGGUACUGAACAGUUCAGGCAACGUAUUGCUGGCAUACUGCAGAGGAGGGUAUUCAAAGGGAAUGAGUAUCCAGAAGGCGAUGUCGUUGAAUUUGGUAAACUUGAAAGCUUGUUGGAGAAAGCUCUGAGGUUGGCAUCACGCUCAAGAUAUAACACAGUUGCUUCUGUAGCACAGAACGCUACAUUUUGGAUUCUGAAGAUCAUCAACUUGAUGAAUUGUUCUGAACAGGAACUUGCAAGUGUGGUUGACAAGUUCCAUUCUAUCUUGAAUGAUUACGACAGGAAGAAAUCACGGCUGAAGCUUGGUUUUGUGAAGGAGGUUGCUAAGAGGAAUCCUUGGAUAGGACAGGAGCUUUUUGGUUUUGUUCUGCAGAGGACCGAGAACACGAAAGCUCAAUAUCGGAGAAAUCAAAUGCUGGAGUUGGUGGACUACAUACUGAAAUCAUGGGCCGGUGAUGCGUCAGAGGUGUUUUUGAACCAUUUGGCUCAGUUGUGCGGGUUGAUACAAGAAGCUCUUUCAGCCGUUCCUGAAAACAAGUCGCGCCGCAAGGAAGUACGGAAUUUUUGCACUGGAAUCUUGCAAACGGUGUUGAAGCUUGAUCUCAAAGAACAGUUCCAGAACGUGUUGAGUCCUGAAGCUUAUUCCCUCUGCGAGGUCAAACUAGGAGCUGCGUUUACCACCUUCAAAAAAUGA